This is a messenger RNA of Amaranthus tricolor (Joseph's coat), 3523 nucleotides long. RefSeq names its product transcription factor BYE1-like. The record is from RefSeq and is a predicted model, not a curated record. Gene Ontology annotation, cellular component: nucleus. Lineage: Eukaryota; Viridiplantae; Streptophyta; Magnoliopsida; Caryophyllales; Amaranthaceae. Gene Ontology annotation, biological process: DNA-templated transcription. The transcript is spliced from 5 exons. The coding region runs from base 276 to 3314 and encodes 1012 amino acids.
GGCCUUCUACCCUUCUCAUUCGACAUUUCAAGAACCUAAAUACCCAAUUCAAAUCUAAACCCUAACUCAUUCCACCUCCUCCUUUCCUCCAUAGUCCUCGGCCCUCGCCGGUCGCUUGAGAUUUCCGCCGUCACCUGGCCGUUGCUGCCGCGCUCUUGACAUUAGUUGCUUCCAAUUUCCGUUUGGCAUUUGGGCUGUUCAUCAUCAUUCCAUUGAUAUAUUUUGGAACUGUGUUGAAGUUUAGAAUUGCAGAUCUGUGUAUUUAGUAGUUUUAUAUGUCGAACGGUAUUGUCUCUGGGCAGUUAGCUUUGCCAACGUUGCCUGACAAUCACAUGAGUCAUCUGGAUUCAAUACAGAGCAGAGCGGAUUCUUCAAUACCAGAACCAUUACAAGGAGUUGAACCUUUGAACAACAACCUAACAUCUACAUCUGUUGAUUCUCAUGAGCAAUAUAAAUCCAUGCUUAAUUCAGGGCAGUCGAGAAUGACUUUGCGAAGUAAACGGAGGGCAAUAACUGAGCCAGGUUCAGACAAUUGGGGUUCCCAAAUGAUGGCUUUGAACAAGAGACCGACUCCAGUAGCCACAAAUGCCAAGGGCCCCAUUGUAUCACCUAGUCAGAAUAAAAAACCUACGCUGAACGCAUCAAGGACUUCUGGCUCAGGUAGAAAGAUCGUGCAAUUGGAAUCUCCUGUGAAAAAAAAUCAUUCAACAACAUUAAAAAAUAAUCCACAGCCCGAAGUGUCUUCAAAAGGCCAUACAGAGUCAUAUGAUUCUGUUAGGGCUAAGCUGAGGGAAUCAUUAACUUCUGCGCUGGCUCUGGUUUCCGAACAGAGAGAAGGCUCCUCUGAUGGGAAGAUGAAAACGGAACAUGAGGGUGCAGUGCAUAAUGAGGGUGUAAAAGAGCAAAGACCUUUAGUUGAAACAAGGGCUGGAGCUGCUGAUGUAGAAAUUGUCAGAGUAGAAGAAUCUGGUACUUCCAGCAUUUUUACGGAUGGGAGGAAUGAUGAGAAGAAAUCAUCUCCAGGAGCCCAAUUAAAAGAAACAUUCGGAGAGGAAACCCAAACAUGGAACUAUAUGGGGCCAGAAUUCCAGUCUGAUUCCAUUCUAUCAGGUGAAGAUUCACUUUUCGGGGAUAGUUUUUUUUUCAAAGAUGAGCUUUUGCAGGGUAAUGGGCUUGCAUGGGUUUCAGAUCCUGAUCCGCGAAUCUCAGAAUUGAAUGAAUUUCAAAAUAAAGUGAAGUCUGAGGUAUUGCUUGAGGAAGUUACUAUUGAUGAAAAGAAGAAAACACUUCAAUCUCCAGAAGCUCUUGCUACAAAAAUUGAAUUUGAGCUAUUUAAAUUAUUUGGUGGUGUCAAUAAAAAAUAUAAAGAGAAGGGAAGAUCACUGUUGUUCAACUUGAAGGAUCGCAAUAAUCCUGAGCUACGAGAAAGAGUUAUGUCAGGUGAAAUACCCCCUGAUCGUCUGUGUUCAAUGACGGCAGAGGAGUUAGCUUCAAAAGAACUUUCACAGUGGCGGAUUGCUAAAGCAGAAGAACUUGAUAACAUGAAAGUUUUACCUGAUUCAGAUAUUAAUAUGAGGCGUUUGGUGAAAAAAACUCACAAAGGUGAAUACCAAGUGGACUUAGACCCUGUUGUUGAUGCUUCAGAUGAGAUUUCUCCCAUUAUAAGUGUACCUUCUCAGAAACGUCCAAAGACUAAUGGUUCUGAUCCAGGACCUCCUCUUAAACCUAACCCAACUAAAGUAGAAUCAUAUGUGCAGUGUGAAAUUACAAUUCCUAGUGAUGGCGCUGAUAUGCAAGGAUUAAUGGUGGAUGAUGUGAAAGAUCUUCCUCCUAUAGUAUCCUUGGAUGAGUUCAUGGAGUCACUUAAUAAAGAGCCACCUUUUGAUAAUUUACCUGUGGAUUCCGAGGCAACCACUGUUGAGAAGGAUAAAGAAAACCCCGGCAGCUCACCUCCUUCAAAACAAUCUGUGAGCAUAACUUCUCAGAAAACAGUGGAACAGUGUGGGGAAAGCAAAAUUCCAUACAUGGAUAAAAAAUCAGGUGACAGUGAUAAGGGAAUUGAUAAGAAAUUAGGUGAUGCUCAAAAGGGAGUGGGUACCAACAUUGUUCAUCUUCCCAAGCAAGCACAUGUCUGGGAAGGACAAGUUCAGCUUAGCAUCUCUUCCAUGGCCAACUUUGUUGCUUUAUAUAAAAGUGGUGAAAAAGCCAAUACCAGAGAGUGGGCAGGUUUCUUUGACAUCAAGGGUCGGGUUAGGCUUGAUGCAUUUGAUAAGUUCUUGCAAGCGCUCCCUAUGUCCCGGAGCCGUGCAAUUAUGGUGUCCCAUUUCAUACUGAAGGAAGGAUCUACUGAGAGUGAACGCUCUGGUCUUGUCGAGUUGGUUGACUCGUACAUUACGGAUGACAGAUUAGGAUUUGCUGAACCUGCUCCAGGAGUGGAGCUAUACUUGUGUCCCCCGCGUACAAAAACAGUUGAUAUGAUAAUCAAUCAUCUUCCUAAAAGCUACACUGAGAAACUAAUUGAUAUUGAUGAUGGCUUGAUUGGAAUUGUUGUUUGGAGAAAAGUGCAAAUAGCACCAUCUGUGAUUUCUCCAAAUUCCUCUUCACAUCAGAAACAUCCAAUUAAGGAUCACACUAAAACGCAAAUCACUGUAAAUGAUACGAACAGCAAUAAUGUCGGUUUUACCCCUCCCCCUAUUCUCGCUAAAUCCUCUGUGCCUGAUGAAGAAGAUGAUGUGCCUCCUGGAUUUGGACCUCCGGGCAAUCGGGAUGAUGAUGAUUUGCCAGAAUUUAACUUCUCUGGUGUGCCUAACCAGCCUACAUCUCACACCAACCCGAAUCCUAAUCUGGGUCAUGGGUUGGUAUCUCAGCAUCAAAAUCCACUUCAAGGAUCAGCCAGCAAGGUUGAUAAAAUGAGGGAGCUGAUCCAAAAAUAUGGGCAAAAUGGAACCAGUGGUGGUGGGAUACCCACCGAACCAUGGAAUGACGACGACAAUGAUAUCCCCGAAUGGCAACCACAAGCUUCAAACGCACCUCCACCAGCCCGAGCAUCCCAUAUCGCUCAAAACCAGGCAUUACCCCCUCAAUUAGCACAUUACCAGAGCUUCCAACGGCCACCGUGGCCCUUGGCUGCUCAUCCUAUCCAACCCCUUCAGCGACCGAUGAAUGUGAAACAGCAAGGAAUAUGGUUGCCAUAUGGUCCUAAUGGACCUGUAGGAAACUUACCUGGGGGACAGUUUAACGGGGCACCACCUCCUGGUCACAUGUCUAUGGAUUGGAGAUACAAUAACAGUGCUAAUAAUAACCAGAAUUUUUAAGUCAUGGUUUCAACAUGUAAAUAAAUGUAGUAUUAAGGAUCAUCAGUUUCUCUUUUCUAGACAUGGUAGCGUGUACUUUUCCUUUUAGUACAUUUUCUCUACUUAAUUAGAAUUACUACAUAUUGUGUUAGACUAUACUAUACAUUUACAAGCAGUCAAGAGCACUACCUUUAUGAAAUAUACCAACAUUUCCUUUUUUUUUUUUUUUU